This is a messenger RNA of Aedes albopictus (Asian tiger mosquito), 641 nucleotides long. Its product is annotated as cuticle protein 19-like. Gene Ontology annotation, cellular component: extracellular matrix. The coding region runs from base 123 to 491 and encodes 122 amino acids. The transcript is spliced from 2 exons. The record is from RefSeq and is a predicted model, not a curated record. NCBI's taxonomy places the organism in Eukaryota, Metazoa, Arthropoda, Insecta, Diptera, Culicidae.
GCGAUUUGAGUGUGGAUCGGAAACUUGUAUAAAACGCUGCGCUUUCUGGGAGGAAAGCAUCAGUCUUCAAGUAGCUUUUUCAAGUAGUGUUUCAGUGCUUCCAACCACCCAGGAGAUCCAAGAUGUUCAAGAUCAUCGCUUUGGUUGCCUGUUUGGCCGUUGUUGCCUCGGCUCAGUACUACGGAGAACAUCACGGCCAUCACGCUGUGGAGCACAAGGAACACCACCACGAGGAACAUCACGAUCAUCCCAAGUACAAGUACGAGUACGGAGUUAAGGAUGGGCACACCGGAGACCACAAGAGCCAGUGGGAACACCGUGAUGGGGAUGUCGUCAAGGGAGGAUACACCCUGGAUGAAGCCGACGGUACCCACCGUGAGGUUGAGUACAAAUCCGACCACCACAACGGUUUCCAGGCCCAUGUUAAGCGCGUCGGCCAUGCCCAUCACCCACAUGGCGAGAGCUACGCCAACGUUGACCAGCACCACUAAAGUGUUCCGGCGACGGGUGGCAAGACCCAAGCGGAAAUCCUUCAAGUUCCUAUUGCCACGUUUUGUACCUUGUUGUUAGAAUGUGAUUCUAUUGCAGAAUACGACUGAUUUUAAAAACAAUACAAUCGCACCACUUCCAUAUUACCAAAA